Molecule: messenger RNA, 1311 nt
Organism: Salarias fasciatus (jewelled blenny)
Lineage: Eukaryota; Metazoa; Chordata; Actinopteri; Blenniiformes; Blenniidae
Gene: plek2
Product: pleckstrin 2
Exons: 9
Coding region: 1-1071 (356 amino acids)
Biological process (GO): actin cytoskeleton organization; intracellular signal transduction
Cellular component (GO): plasma membrane
Source: RefSeq, a predicted model, not a curated record
AUGGAGACAGAAGAGAAAGGCUCGGUUCUGAGGCAGGGGUUCCUGGUGAAGAGGGGUCAUGUUGUACCCAACUGGAAGGCGCGCUGGUUUGUGAUGAUGCCAGACAAGCUGCUGUACUACAAAUACGAAGGAGGCAGGAAGGACUCCUGUCAGCGAGGCAAAAUCCCGCUGAAGGGCUGUGAGGUGACCUGUCCUUACCUGGAGUACGAGAACCGACCGUUGGUGUUAAAACUCCGGACGAAGAAUGGCGUGGAUCACUUUCUGGAGGCUUGCUCCAGGGAGGAGAGGGACGAGUGGGCAGAGGAGAUCAGCCGAGCCGUCACCAAGCUGCAGACGGGCGGCGGUGAGCCCGUGACGAACCAGCAGGACUCGUCUGGAGCUCACCUUCAGGGUGUAAAUCUGAGCAAAGUGCUGGAGUCCAUGUACGACGUGCACAGUGGCAUCAACAUGAGCAACCACGUGGAGCAGGGCAGCACUUACAGCAACUGCUUCUCAGGCUCCGCCGCGGUGGACUGGCUGGUGUUCACCCAGCUGGCCCUGACCCGUGUGGACGCCGUCACGCUGGCCUCGGCCCUCCUGGAGGAGGGCUUCCUGAGGACGGUGGGCGUGAAGAGCGUGGAGUUCCUGCGCACCGGCGGCGAGCAGUUCAUGGACGACUCCACGGCGCUGUACAGCUUUUCUGACAGUUUGAAGAAGAGAGGCAUCGUGAAGGCAGAGACGUCCCUGUCUGCAGUGGAGCUCAGUGGGGAAGUCAUCAAGAGAGGAUUUCUACUCAAACAGGGACACAGAAGGAAAAACUGGAAGGUGCGGCUGUUUGUGCUGCGCUCAGAGCCGCCCUUCCUUCACUACUACGACCCCACCAAGGACGACGUCAGUCCUGCGGGCGGUUUCUCACUGCGAGGCUGCCUCGUGUCGUCUCUCAACGAUAACGGAGUUCCCUCAGGUGUGAAAGGAAACGUUCAAGGCAACCUGUUUAAGAUCAUCACCCAGUUGGACACACACUACUUCAUCCAGGCCCCGACUCAGCAGGAGAAGAUGGACUGGAUCGAAGCCAUCAGAGAGCAGACGUAAAGCCGCAGAGUGCAGCGAAAACUUCGCUUUUCACAAACGUCAGCUCUGUCCUUCAAGCUGUGAUGAAGAGGACUGAAGAUACUCAUUCCGUGAAUGUGUGCAACAUUUCAUUGUCCGUCUUAAAUGUUGUUCAGUUUUGAUAUUGAAGCAAGGUUUAUAAAGUAUUGUAGCAGGUUAACUCUUGUAAUCAUUCAGUGUAAUUUAUAAACUUUUUAUGUGUUGAACGAUAAAUAAAAUUCU